Messenger RNA from Monoraphidium neglectum, 561 nucleotides. RefSeq lists its product as hypothetical. The transcript has 3 exons. The record is from RefSeq and is a predicted model, not a curated record. The coding region runs from base 1 to 561 and encodes 186 amino acids. Gene Ontology annotation, biological process: amino acid transmembrane transport. Gene Ontology annotation, molecular function: amino acid transmembrane transporter activity. NCBI's taxonomy places the organism in Eukaryota, Viridiplantae, Chlorophyta, Chlorophyceae, Sphaeropleales, Selenastraceae.
AUGUACCUCCUCGGACUCGUGCCAGGCUCAUUACUCAUCCUGGCCAUUGGACUCCUCACUUAUUUCACGCUCGCGCGCGGCCUCAUAGCGGGCUCCGACGCUUUAGGAACCAAGUCCUAUGCGGCCCUCGUCAACCGCACCCUGGGGGCGCGCGCGGAGGGGUGCCUCCAGCUCAGCGUCUUCGUCACGUGCUGGGUCAUGCAGGUCGUGUUCCUCGUGGUGAUUGGCGACAUCCUUAUCGGAGAACCCCCAGAAUUCCACGGCCUGAUCAGGGAGCUCACCGGCCUCGCCAGCGGCCCCGCGGCGUCGCGGCCGCUCGUGCUGGGCGUGCUGAGCCUGUGCGUGCUGCUGCCGCUCGGCAGCCUGCGGAGCAUGGAUGGUCUUGCGGCAGUCAACAUUGUCGGCGUCGGGUCAAACGGUGUCCUCGCCAUCCUGAUGGUCACCCUGGCCGCGGCGGCGCGCGCCAGCGGCGAGGCGCAGCCGCUGCCGCUGUGGCCGCACUGGAAAGGGCUGGUGGCGGCGCGCGGCGGGGCGCUGGGUGAGGCGGGGCGCGGGGGCUGA